CUUCUGAAGUGCAAAAACCAUAAGCACUAACUUAGCUCGGUUUCCGAUCCAGUUGGAGAUGUCUUCUGGGUCGAGCAGCUCAUCCCUCCGCGGCGCCAACGCGGAGUGGAGCAAGAAGGAGAACAAGCUGUUCGAGGAUGCACUCGCCUACUACGGCGAGGGCACGCCCGACCGCUGGCUCAAGGUGUCCCGCGCCAUGGGCGGGACCAGGACGGCCGACGAGGUGCGCCGCCACUAUGAGAUCCUUGACGGCGACAUCAAGCUGAUCGAGUCCGGCAGGGUUCCUUUCCCCAACUACAACACCCAGGGGGCUUGGAACUGAUUCAUCAAGCAAGGACCAAAGCUUCUGAAUUCUGAAGAUCCUGCAAACAGGAUAACCUGUUGAUAAUCUAGCCCUUAGCUGGGACCAUGUUAUUAUAGCAAGCAUACAUAAUUAUGUAUGUAUAACGAAGAUUGUGGGCACUUGGUUAAGAAUAUGUGUGUGCACAUGAAGAAGACAUAUGUGCAUGUACGUAAUAUAUACUAGGUUUGUAAGCAAAUCAAGUGCACUUGGUCUCGCAGACUCUAGCAUGUAUUUUUCAUUGCGUACAGUAUUACUCAU
Triticum aestivum (bread wheat) is the source of this 601-nucleotide messenger RNA. RefSeq names its product transcription factor RADIALIS-like. The record is from RefSeq and is a predicted model, not a curated record. The coding region runs from base 59 to 322 and encodes 87 amino acids. NCBI's taxonomy places the organism in Eukaryota, Viridiplantae, Streptophyta, Magnoliopsida, Poales, Poaceae. Gene Ontology annotation, molecular function: DNA-binding transcription factor activity. The transcript has 2 exons.